UUUUUUUAAUUUUAAUUCACAUGCUGCAAAUUUGAGCUCCUGCUGCUGCUCAUAUGACAGCAAAGAGGGGCAGAGCAAUGCGCUGCCAUCCUCAGCGUGUGGUGGGAGCCUCCCGGCCCCAGGCACGGCCGCAGCGCUCCAGACGCGUCCCGUGGGAAUGGAGAUGGCUGGAGGAGAGCAGCGCUCACCGCCAAAGUCCUGCGGCCGCUCAGCUGCCGGGGCCGGAGCCACCUGCCCUCUCCCAGCAGUGACGCGGCCGUCACGCCGUGUUUAUGCAGCGGUUUGCACCGCGAUGUGUUUGCAGCGCCCCGGGGUCAGCAUCCCUGCUCGCAGGCUUGUCAGGAGACGCAUCCACAGCUGCUGGUGGCGGUGGGAAGGGGAGGGAGGGAAGCUGCGGCCCGACCUGUGCAGCAGCCUCUGGUGGGUCCGGUGUCCCGUGGUGGGGACAGUGUGGGUCACAUAGGCACUUCUGGAUCCAUCUGGAGAGUGCCUCCUGUGCUUCCCGAUCCCCCGGGAUGGCUCUUGGGGGGCUGUGCCAAGGGGUGGGGGGUCCUGAGGCAGCCAGGAGGGUCCGUCUGUCUCUGGUGUCCCUGCCCGUGAGCUGAAUUGUGUCCCUCCUGCUGGCAGGACUUGGGGCUAUCUGUCGCUGUCCAUCAGCCCCAGGAGCCGUGGGUUCCUGGGAAGCGGAGGGUGCUGGAGAGGUGAUGGAUGUCUGGGGAGGGGACGGUACCGGAGGAUGCCUGGGGAGUGUCAGUGGUGGUGAAUUCUGUUGGACACAUUUGCUUUUCCUGCAGCAGUGCCGCACAAACCCAGCAGGUCAGAGCCGGCCCCACACCAGGGACACAGGGCAGGGUCUGGAUGGACACUCCAGUGGGCAGGAGCAGGAGCAGAGGGACGUUUCAGCCCCCCCAGCCCCUGUCCCUGCCCAGUGUGAGACGGAGCCAGCCCCAGCCCCACCGCCUGCUUGGCACUUGUCACCCCACCAGCCUGGCUGCAGCUCCAGUGAGGGGAACCAGUUCCACUGGAUGCAGAAAGAGGCUUCUGAUUCCCAGCUUAGGGGAAAAAUCCCUCCUGGAGCAGGAACCUGUGCUGACUGGGUGAUUAACAGGCGUUUGCAAAUGUCCAAUGCAUAUUUCAUUGUCCUCUGGUACAUCUUUACACAACAAUUAGGCUGAGCUCGUGCCCAUGGCGCUGUUUCGGUGUCGUCCUUGGUGCCUUGUGGGGGCUGUGGUGGGAAGCUGGCACAGCUGUGGGAUGGCAGGCAGAGCCCUGGAGAGGCUCCUGGGGGCCUCAUGGCUUUCUGUGCUGCGUGGGGCCUACAGAACAGGCAGGGGGACGGAACAGGGGUCUGCAGUCAUUUCCAGAGACUCAGGGCAAUGCACGACCUGUUCUUGCCCCAGCAGAGCCCCAUCCCCAGGCAGAGCGUGACCAAGGUGAUGCCCACAGCAGGGAGGGAGCCUGCAGCCCGUCUGUCUCUGGUUUAUGAGAGCACCAAGCAGUCCCAGCAGGCGUUUUCAAUUCUGUUUAUCUGUGUUUCUCCAUUGAGUUCAUUUUAUUUCCCCUGAUUUUUAUUUCCUGGAAGAUUUAUUGAUCCUGGUGUUCUCAGUUUAUGACAGGUAGCAGACCAUAAAGCACACGGAGCAGCGGCCCCCAAUGGCCCCCUGCCUCCCUCCCGCUGUGGGGAUGUGGCUCCAAUGUCAGUGGGGGGAGAGGAACGGGGCUGGGGUGGGCAGGGGACCGGGACACUGCAGGGACAGGGCCCUGGCCAGAGUUGGUGACUUGUCCAUGUUGGCAGGAGCAGUGUCCAGGCAGCUUGGCCGACCCAGUGCAGGGUCCAUGCCCAGCCUGGGGGCUGCCUGGGGGGACCCUGCUCCCCUCUUGUGUCCCUGUGGGGGGCAGGGUUGGGGGUGCAGCGUCACCUCUGUCCAGGCAGCACCAGGGUCCACGGCAUCCAUCAGGGAGGGCACACGGUGAUGCUGGAGGACAUUUCUGAAAGAACAUGUGUCCCCAGCAAAGGUGAUGACCCUGGGUAUCCCUCUGCAGCAUCUUUGCUCCUCUGGAUGCACUUGGAGGGGGCCGAGCUCUGGGGUUAAUUAAUACAUAUGCUUCUCAAUUAAAAUCGGAAAGAAAGAAGGCGCUUGAUUCAAUCCAGCCUUUUCUCAGCUUAUCUGCCAAAUUCCCGUCUUUGGGAGCAGAUUUUAAUUGUCUUCCCAGUAAUUUGGACCUGGCUGGAGCCCUCAGGCCAUCACCCCGCCCCUGCACUGCUGGAGCUGUGGUGUCUGGGGAGCUGGUGCAGGCUCUGCUGGACCCACGGGCUUUGGCCAUUGCCCCUGCCAGCAGCAAUUCUGUGUGGCAAGAGCCUGAUCCUGGGUGCAGCCAGGGAAUGGGUGGGCAAGUGCUCGUUGAUGAUUGGACACAACACUCUCAGCACCACCGUGGCUUGGAGCACAGAGGAACCCUUUGUCCUGUGCCAAGAAGACCCACAGCCCUCGGUCACCAGAGCUGUUCUCUUGCCUGGGGUUCCCUCCAGUUCCCGGCACAGAUUCCAUGUGGCUGCUGGUGCCUGGUUCUGGAUGACUGGGAUGUGGGAACAGCACUGGGAAGCCCACCAGGACACCCUGCCUUGGUAAACCCCGGUGUUGGGAAUUUUUCUCUGCUCCCUGCUGAGAUGGAUUAAAGGAAAGCGAUAAGUGGAUGGGAUUUCCAUGCGUCCAGAGGGACAGGGAGAUAUUAGAGCAGCUCUUUUCACCGAGAUCCCCCACGACAUGACGGCGCAGGCGGGUGAGGAUGUGGAGAUGGCGUGUUCGUUCCGCGGCAGCGGCUCCCCCUCCUACUCCCUCGAGAUCCAGUGGUGGUACGUCCGCAACCACAAGGACUGGACGGACAAACAGACGUGGGCUUCCAGUCAGCUGAAAUCAUCACCACCAGAGGAGCCCGCGAAAGAGGCGACAAAAAUCAGUGUGGUGAAGGUGGUCGGCAGCAACAUCUCCCACAAGCUGCGGCUGUCGCGAGUGAAGCUGGAGGACGAGGGGACGUACGAGUGCCGGGUGAUCGACUCCAGCGACGGCAAGGCACGGCACCACAAGGUGAAGGCGUACCUGCGGGUGGAGGCAGCGGGGGGCCCGGGGCACCCCCAGGACACCGAGCUGCGGGAGGCCCCGCUGGCAGAGCUGGCCGUGCCGGGCUCAGCCCACGCACACCAUCACCACCACCACCACAAAGCCGGGAAGGAGCUGAAGAAGCGCUCGGCAGACACCUCCUGUGUGCUGUAGGUGGGCGGUGCGGGGGGACGCCGGAGCCCCCCUCCGCCCCGGACUCAGCGGAGCCAUCAAGGGUCCCGCACCCCCUGCCAGAGACUGGCCCCAGCACCCCGUCUUGUCCAGCAUCCCUCAGCAUCCCCCUCUCCCCCAGGGCGCCGCGGGUUCCUCCCCACGCGGGGCGCAGCGGGGCCGGGCUCGGCGCGGUGCGGGGCCGGAGCUGUCAGUGCCAUGGGUGAUCGCCGGGGCUGUGCCCGGGGCCGGGCCGUGUGCCCACAGCGUUCCCCAUCCCCCGGCCUUGUGCGGCUGGGUGCUCCCUGCCCGCCGCCACCGUGGUGCCGCGGGCUGUGCCGUGUCCCAGCGCUCUGCCCGGUGCGGACCCUCCCUGCCCUCCCCUCCCCUCCCCUGUGCUUCGCAGACCCAGCCGCCUGUUCCCGUAGGUUGCCCCGUUUAGUUGCUCGGUUCCAGCCCCACAGUGCGUAUCUAAGUUCCAGCCUCAUCCCACAGCCCGUGUGUAUCUGCCCUGCCCCUGCCUGCCCCGCAGCCCCCAGCACGUCAAGGCCUGAGCUCAGCAGAGGAAGGACGGCACGGCACAUUCCUGGCAUCCCCCGGCACGCUCGGGCAUCGCUCAGCCAGGCAGCUCCGUGCUCCGGGCGUGCCUGGGAAGGCGUGCUGGUCCCUUGCCCCCAUCACUUCUCCUCCCCUGGCAUUCCACAGAGGAUGGGGCGCUCAUCCGCCAGCCCCGUGCACCCUGGCCCCAUCCCGCUGCCCGUGCGAGCCUCUCGGCCCCCUCUCACCCGAGCAUCCCUCCCUCCCAGGCCACAGCACCACAUCGCCCCGGGCAGGGUCUGUGCAAACAGCAGAGCCCGUCCCUGCUGCCCCCACGGGUGACCACGGCCACUGGGGACGGAGCUGUGGGGAGGGAGAGGGGGGUCCCGAGCCUCCCCGCCCGCUGCCGGGCACUGCUCCCCUGCUGCCCCCCAGCCUGCCACCAUCAGACCUGCUGCAGCUAAUAAAGCUCUUUAAACGAA
Molecule: messenger RNA, 4288 nt
Organism: Catharus ustulatus (Swainson's thrush)
Lineage: Eukaryota; Metazoa; Chordata; Aves; Passeriformes; Turdidae
Gene: VSTM2L
Product: V-set and transmembrane domain containing 2 like
Exons: 4
Coding region: 2706-3272 (188 amino acids)
Source: RefSeq, a predicted model, not a curated record